ACAAAAAAGGCAGGUGGGUGGAGCAAAACCAUUAGGCGAGAAAGAUUCACUCGUGAGAUCUACCAAAUGUUGGCUCAAGAACAAGAGACCCCAAAAAAUGAUGUUUCAGAGGUGAUACCAAAUGAGGAAGACGAUGAGCACGACUCUAAGGAGUGUGUGCUUCAAAGGUAUUUUCUCCAAGAAUGGGAACGACUUAAGUCUCUCCUUGAUGACAUUGUCAUCAGUGGCUGCGUCUCCGAUCCCUCCGCUGUCAACAGGAUCCGUUCCAUUCUGGAGAAGUACCAAGAACAGGGUCAAUUGCUAGAGCCUUACUUGGAGAGCAUUAUUUUGCCACUUAUGUCCAUUGUCCGCUUAAAAACAAUUGAGUUGGGGGUGAUCUCUGAUGACAUUCUUGACAUAAUUAAGCCUUUGUGCAUUAUUAUUUAUUCUCUUGUUACGGUUUGUGGAUACAAGGCUGUUAUCAAGUUCUUUCCACAUCAGGUCUCUGAUUUAGAACUUGCUGUCUCUCUUUUAGAGAAGUGCCACCACAAAACAACAGCAACAUCAUUGCGGCAAGAAAGUACGGGAGAGAUGGAGGCAAAAUGUGUCAUACUUCUGUGGCUUUCUAUCCUUGUUUUGGUGCCUUUUGAUAUCUCCAGUGUGGAUACUAGUAUGGCAAACAGUAACUUUGUUGGUGGGACAGAGCUGUCUCCUUUGGUAUUAAGAAUAUUAGAGUUCUCUAAGGAUUACCUUUCAAAUGCUGGUCCUAUGCGUUCCAUAGCUGGGCUGUUGCUCUCGAAGCUCUUGACACGUCCAGACAUGCCAAAGGCCUUUACUAGCUUUAUUGAAUGGGCACACGGAAUUUUAUCGUCCGUCACAGAUGAUACCGUUGACCAUUUCCGAUUACUUGGUGUUGUUGGAGCAUUGGCAGCCAUUUUCAAGGCUGGUGGUCGAAAAUUUUUGCUUGAUCUGGUUCCUAUGGUUUGGAAUGACACCUCGAUCUUGAUUAAAUCCAAUGCUGCAACUCGAAGUCCUUUACUUCGCAAGUUUCUGGUGAAAUUAACUCAGCGGAUUGGUCUUACUUGCCUCCCUCAUCGUUCUCCAUCAUGGCGCUAUGUGGGGAAAAGCAGUUCAUUGGGAGAGAAUAUUUCAGAAAUUGUUACUGACAAACAUGAUCGAUGCAGCCAUGAUCCGAAUGUGAACUCCUGGAAUUCAGAACAAAAUGCAAGGUGCACACAAGAAGACAAUAUGGAUGUUCCAGAAAUUGUAGAGGAGAUUAUUGAGCUGCUAUUGUCAGGAUUGAGAGAUUCAGAUACUGUUGUCCGCUGGUCUGCAGCAAAAGGUUUAGGUCGUGUAACUGCAUGUUUGACAUCUGAACUUGCGGAUGAAGUCCUAUCAUCAGUAUUGGAGCUUUUCUCUCCAGUUGAGGGAGAUGGUUCAUGGCAUGGAGGUUGCUUAGCAUUAGCUGAAUUGGCUCGCAGAGGUUUGCUAUUACCUAGUAGUCUUCCUGGAGUUGUUCCAUUUAUUAUAAAGGCACUACAUUAUGAUAUUCGUAGAGGUCCACAUAGCGUUGGAUCUCAUGUACGUGAUGCUGCUGCCUAUGUUUGUUGGGCAUUUGGCCGUGCAUACUAUCACUCAGACAUGAAAGAAAUUUUGGUGCAGCUUGCUCCCCAUCUUUUAACCGUGGCCUGUUAUGACCGUGAGGUCAAUUGUCGAAGAGCAGCUGCAGCUGCUUUUCAGGAAAAUGUUGGAAGACAGGGGAGUUAUCCACAUGGAAUUGACAUAGUCAAUGCGGCAGAUUAUUUUUCACUUUCCUCACGAGUAAAUUCCUAUCUUAAUGUUGCUGCAUGCAUUGCUCAGUUUGAGGGGUACCUUUGUCCUUUUGUGGAAGAAUUGCUGUUCAACAAAAUCUGUCACUGGGAUCGAGGUUUGAGAGAACUUGCUGCAGAGGCCCUUGGUGUUCUUGUAAAAUAUGACCCUGAAUAUUUUGCCACAACUGUGCUAGAAAGAUUAAUUCCCUUUUCUCUUUCAAUUGAUCUGUGUAUGCGUCAUGGAGCUACUAUUGCUGUGGGGCAACUAGUUUUGGCUGUCCAUCAGUGUGAUCAUGUGCUUUCCACUGAUAAGCAAAAAGAUGUUGCUGGUAUUGUUCCUGCUAUUGAGAAAGCUCGCCUUUACCGUGGCAAGGGUGGAGAAAUCAUGCGUUGUGCUGUUUCACAGUUCAUCCGUUGUAUCUCUCUGAGUCAUGUGUUCUUGCCAGAGAAGACAAUGAGAAGUUUGCUCAAUACUCUUAAUGAAAACUUACGGCAUCCCAAUGCUCAGAUACAGAGUGCUGCUGUUGAAGCAUUAAAACACUUUGUUCCUGCAUAUCUUGUCCGGAUUGAUGAUGGAGGUGCUAAUGGUAUCACAUCACAGUACCUGGAACUUCUAUCUGAUCCUAAUGCUGCAGCAAGGCGAGGAUCUGCACUGGCUCUGGGUGUCAUGCCUUCCGAGUUUUUGGCUACUAGAUGGAGGGAUGUAUUAUUAAGGCUUUGUAGCUCUUGCGCAAUUGAGGAUAACCCUGAUGAUAGAGAUGCUGAAGCACGUGUAAAUGCUGUCCGAGGACUUGUAUCUGUAUGUGAAACAUUAAGCAAGACAAUGAAACCUUCUGUUUCUCUUUCUCCAGAGGAUUAUAGGGCUCUGUAUCUUCUGAUCAAGAAUGAAGUCAUGUGUGCCUUAUUUAAAGCCCUUGAUGAUUAUUGUGUAGAUAACAGAGGAGAUGUGGGUUCAUGGGUCCGUGAGGCUGCCAUGGAUGGUCUUGAAAAAUGUACAUAUAUCCUUUGUGAGAGAGAAUCUGUGGGCUUCCCAACAAAAAUGCCUGGACUUGAAAACACUGUUCUGCCGGAGAGUGAAAUUUCUGAAAGUGAUCAUAGUCAUUCGCUUUUUGAUGCAAGUCUUGCAACAAGAUUAGUUGGAGGCCUUUUAAAACAAGCUGUCGAAAAAAUUGAUAAAAUAAGAGAAACGGCUGGAAAAAUUCUUCAAAGGAUUUUGUCCAAUGAGAGUAUUCUUGUCCCCUGCAUGCCCUAUAGGGAAAAGCUAGAAGAAAUUGUUCCUAAUGAAGUGGAUGUCAAGUGGGGAGUGCCCACUUUCUCGUACCCACGUUUUCUACAAUUGCUUCAAUUUAGUUGCUACAGCAAAUUUUUGAUUUCUGGGUUAGUAAUCUCUGUUGGGGGAUUGCAAGAUUCCUUGCGGAAGGCAUCUCUCUCGGCCCUGUUAGAAUAUCUUCAAGAUAUCCAAAAUGAUGAAAGUGAAAGAAGAUCCAGAGAGUACAUGCUUGCUUCUGACCUCCUUUGGGUUCUCCAACAUUAUAGGAGAUGUGACAGGGUCAUCAUACCUGCUUUGAAGACCAUUGAGAUUCUUUUCAGUAAAAAGGUCAUCUUGCAGAUGGAGGCUCAUACUGCUGAAUUCUUUCAUGGAGUUUUGGAUUCCCUUGCCAUUGAGCUGAAGGGAUCAAAAGACUUCUCCAAGUUAUAUGCUGGCAUUUCAAUUCUUGGAUAUAUAGCUGCUUUGCUGGACCCAUUGAACACUCUGGCCUUUCGUCAGCUUCUAAUUUUUCUUGGCCAUCGAUACCCAAAGAUACGGAAGGUUGCUGCUGAUCAGGUGUACCUCGUGCUCAUGCAAAGUGGUAAUCUUGUGGCAGAGGACAAAAUGGGGAAGGCCCUUGAUAUCCUUUCUGAAACUUGUUGGGAUGGUGACUUAGAGGAAGCAAAGCACCAAAGAUUACAAUUAUAUGAAAUAGCUGGCUUAGAAACUAAAGUUUUGAUGACUAGAAGCAAAGAAUCAAACAAAAAUGAUGACAAAAGAGCUGCCGCAGCUGAUGAAAAUGCAUCAUAUUCUUCAUUAGUUGGCUCAUCUGGGUUCUGAAGCCAGUUAUUUUUAUCUAUCAUUUCUGCUGGAGUUGGUGUGGGAAUCAAAAUAAUUCUGUUUCUUUCCCUGUUAUUUACGAGUUACUCGGGGGCUGUU
This is a messenger RNA of Telopea speciosissima, 3978 nucleotides long. RefSeq names its product tubulin-folding cofactor D. NCBI's taxonomy places the organism in Eukaryota, Viridiplantae, Streptophyta, Magnoliopsida, Proteales, Proteaceae. Gene Ontology annotation, biological process: tubulin complex assembly; microtubule cytoskeleton organization; post-chaperonin tubulin folding pathway. The coding region runs from base 67 to 3879 and encodes 1270 amino acids. The record is from RefSeq and is a predicted model, not a curated record. Gene Ontology annotation, molecular function: GTPase activator activity; beta-tubulin binding. The transcript has 17 exons.